This is a messenger RNA of Gastrolobium bilobum, 1670 nucleotides long. RefSeq names its product phosphatidylinositol 4-kinase gamma 1. The transcript is spliced from 2 exons. The record is from RefSeq and is a predicted model, not a curated record. The coding region runs from base 179 to 1516 and encodes 445 amino acids. Lineage: Eukaryota; Viridiplantae; Streptophyta; Magnoliopsida; Fabales; Fabaceae.
UGUACAGAAAUUAGCCUGCUUUUCUGUUAAUUUGGUAUUCAAGUUUAAGCGAUGAGUCCAGCAUUUGAAUUUUACAUCUUUAAAGUCAAUCUACAAUAUCAUCGUCUUCAGGAAACUAAUUUUCAGUGGAUUUGGUGAGAACUGCCCCUUGGAAUGUGCUGCUGCCAUUCUAAUCUGGAUGAGAUUGUUCAAAAUGGCUGUGGCCGUUGAUCAACAUCAUGGAUUUAAGCCAUUUAACCGAUCCCAGAGAUGCAAACUCCAAUCCUUUGGUCACCUUGAUCAAAACCUUCUGGAACUUAGCCAAACUAGUCUUUCCCACUCCUUUGAACUAGCAUUUGAAGCCGAUAAUAUUCACCGCAGUUUCUCCACUCCAUGCCUACCCCUAACCACAUUAGCAGGGGAAGACCUUAGUUCACCUCAUCCAAGGAUUGAGAUAGUUCGUGGAAGUGGAGCUCCAGUACAUGCUCUAGUUGUUGAGGUUGCCAUAGCUAUGGCCUCAGGUGUUCAACCUAUUCCACUUCCAAGUGGCUUAGGUGGUGCCUAUGCUUUUUGUAACCAAAGUGGUAACAAUAUUGCCGUAGCAAAGCCAGUAGAUGAAGAACCUUUAGCCUUUAAUAAUCCAAAAGGAUCAGGGUGUCAAAUGCUGGGCCUACCUGGUUUGAAGGGCUCAAUUCGGAUUGGUGAAACUGGAAUCCGAGAAUUAGCUGCUUAUCUUCUUGAUCAUGGAGGCUUUGCUGGUGUGCCUCCUACUGCUUUAGUAAAAUUCUAUAAUGCUGCAUUCUCUGUUACUACAGAUGCAGCCACAGUUUCUGCUGUGCCUAAACUUGCCUCACUCCAACGCUUUAUUGGUCAUGGUUUUGAUGCAGGAGAAUUAGGUCCUUCUUUCUUUUCUGUUGAUUCUGUUCACCAGAUUGGGAUUCUAGACAUUAGACUUCUGAACCUUGACAGACAUGCUGGGAAUAUGCUUGUAAUGAAACAUGACCACAAUAGUUAUGUUCAUGGAGUUGCUGAUCUUGUUCCCAUUGAUCAUGGAUUUUGCCUCCCUGAGUGGCUUGAUGAUCCAUAUUUUGAGUGGCUGCAUUGGCCACAAGCAUCCAUUCCUUUCUCUGACUCAGAAUUUGAGUAUAUUUCAAAACUUGAUCCAUUUAGAGAUGCAGAAAUUCUAAGAACUGAGCUACCUUCAUUGAGGGAGUCCUCUAUUCGUGUUCUUAUUGUUUGCACCAUUUUCUUGAAGCAAGCUGCUGCUGCUGGUCUUUGUCUUGCUGAUAUAGGACAAAUGAUGACCAGGGAAUUUUGUGGUGGUGAAGAAUCACCAAGUGAACUGGAAAAUACUUGUUUGAAAGUCAGGGCUAGCAUCCCUCAUGUUUUCAGAAAUGAAGAAACUGAAGAAGGGUCUGAUUGUGGAAUUGGUGGCAUUUCUUUGGGAGACAUGAACCAAGGUGAAUGGGAAUAUUUUUUGGAGAUUUUUAAUAAGCUUUUGCCUGCAGUUUUUGAGGAUAAGAAGUGCAAGAAUUGAAGCAAAAGUUGGAACAUCAUGGAAGUUGAUGAAUAUGUUUUUAGGAAGAUAAGUAACCAAAACUAGAGAUGAAUCACUGUGGCUUGUAAUUGUACAUUAAUGCCAAAAGAUUCCUAGUGUAGGUUGUAGAUAUAUAAGUCCCUUUAUGACAAGG